Toxotes jaculatrix (banded archerfish) is the source of this 1148-nucleotide messenger RNA. RefSeq names its product charged multivesicular body protein 5-like. The transcript has 8 exons. NCBI's taxonomy places the organism in Eukaryota, Metazoa, Chordata, Actinopteri, Toxotidae. The record is from RefSeq and is a predicted model, not a curated record. The coding region runs from base 94 to 756 and encodes 220 amino acids. Gene Ontology annotation, biological process: late endosome to vacuole transport via multivesicular body sorting pathway; vesicle budding from membrane. Gene Ontology annotation, cellular component: multivesicular body.
GUGUCUUCAGUGAAGAAAUCCUCUCGCGUUUGCUGCUUUUUUGUGUCUUUAAAUUAAAAGCUAAAAGCUAAGUGUCAAUAUAACGUUUAGAAAAUGAACAGAAUAUUCGGACGCGGAAAGCCCAAAGCGCCUCCUCCGAAUCUGUCGGACUGUAUUGGAAAUGUGGAUGCCAGGGCAGAGUCCAUAGAAAAGAAGAUUGGCAGACUAGAUGCUGAACUUAUGAAGUACAAGGACCAGCUGAAAAAGAUGAGAGAUGGGCCCUCGAAGAACAUGGUGAAACAGAAGGCGAUGAGAGUGUUGAAGCAGAAGAGAAUGUAUGAAGGUCAAAGGGAGCAGCUGGCUCAGCAGUCUUUUAACAUGGAGCAGGCAAACUACACAAUCCAGACGUUAAAGGACACAAAAACAACGGUGGAGGCCAUGAAGAUUGGUGCAAAGGAAAUGAAAAAGGCUUACAAGGACGUCAAACUUGAUCAGAUUGACGAUUUACAGGACCAGCUAGAGGACAUGAUGGAAGACGCCAACGAGGUACAAGAGGCCCUGAGCCGCAGCUACGGCACUCCAGAGAUCGACGAGGAUGAUCUUGAAGCAGAGCUGGACGCACUGGGUGACGAGCUGCUGCUUGAUGAUGACAGCUCCUACCUGGAUGAGGCCUCCGCUGCCCCAUCUAUUCCUGAGGGAAACCCCAGUGACAGCAAGACGAACAAGGAUGGCGUUUUGGUGGAUGAGUUUGGCCUCCCACAGAUUCCUGCCACAUAAACAAGGAAGGGAUUAAAACAACUGCACUUCGCCUGAAAACACUUUUAUAUGUAGAGUAACAUUUAUACAUGGAGAUGUGACCUGAGAACACUACAAUUUUGAAGCUGUCCUGGUGUUGGGUUGUGUAUCGUUACUACUACUGUGCUAGCAUGUGGCCUUUUUUAAAAGCAUUAUUCUUUUCCUUUUCUUUCCCUUCAGCCUCAUGUCUAAAACUUGUCAGUCUCGUCAGUAUUACCUAGUGUUAAUUUAUUUUUAUUUGUUACUAGUUUUGUGUGUUGUUUAGACAUCAUUUUAUUUGAGUUCUCAUAAGUGGAGAUGAUUCCCAGUCAGCCUGUUCAAAAUGUCUGCAGGUUAUUUGAAACAUGCAAAAUAAAUUUUAAUUUAACCUUGAA